Leucoraja erinaceus (little skate) is the source of this 4655-nucleotide messenger RNA. RefSeq lists its product as uncharacterized. The transcript has 2 exons. The coding region runs from base 89 to 3124 and encodes 1011 amino acids. The record is from RefSeq and is a predicted model, not a curated record. NCBI's taxonomy places the organism in Eukaryota, Metazoa, Chordata, Chondrichthyes, Rajiformes, Rajidae.
AGGGCAGGACAGCCGUUGAACAAUCACCGCUAACAAUAAUCCACCCCCUCCACACGAAGGAGACACUAAUCCAGGACAUACUCACAAAAUGGGAACCGUACAGGGGGCGCUGCAACGGGGAAACAGAACCAAGAGAGCGCGUCAACCUGCCUCCGAGGAGUUAGGUGCCGACGGUAGCGAUGGAGAAGGGGUUCAGCCCGCGGACACGCCCGCCAGCGACGGAGAAGAGGACGGAGCCGGCCACCAGCCGACGGGGAACCAAUCCUCUGGCAGGCUCCCGCCAUUGCCAAUGCCUACCGCUGACCGCAGAGCCGGUGACGGGCACCUGCCCCCGCCAAACAGCCUCACAUCCAUCGGUCGACAGGUCUUUCCAACCUGGCGUCACCGUCAGAUGGGCCGUCGCUCCUGGCAUCCGGCUUUAUCGGACAGCAGCCGGCAAUACAGCAGCGACAGCGUCGGGUCGGUUAGCCAGGCCGGUGAGAGUAGCACCGACCAACUGUCUGACUCAAGCAGUCGGCAACAGAGCAGCUACAGCAUCGGGCAGGUCAGCCAGGCCGGUGAGAGUAGCAUCGAGCAACUGUCUGACUCAAGCAGCUGGCAACUCAAGAGCAACAGCAUCGGGCCGGCUAGCCAGGCUGGUGAGAGUAGCACCAAGCGACUAUCUGACUCAAGUAGCUGGCAACAGAGCAGCUACAGCAUCGGGCCGGCUAGCCAGGCCGGUGAUAGUAGCACCAAGCGACCGUCUGCCUCAAGCAGCCGGCACCACGGCAGCGACAGCAUCGGGCAGGUCGCCCAGGCCAGUGUGAAUAGCACCAAACAACAAUCUGCCUCAAGCAGUCGGCAACUCAAGAGCACCAGUAUCGGGCAGGUCACCCAGGCCAGUGUGAAUAACACCAAGCAACCGUCUGCCUCAAGCAGCCGGCACCACGGCAGCUACAGCAUUGGGCAGGUCGCCCAGGCCAGUGUGAGUAGCACCAAGCAACCGUCUGCCUCAAGCAGUCGGCAACUCAAGAGCACCAGUAUCGGGCAGGUCACCCAGGCCAGUGUGAAUAGCACCAAACAACAAUCUGCCUCAAGCAGUCGGCAACUCAAGAGCACCAGUAUCGGGCAGGUCACCCAGGCCAGUGUGAAUAACACCAAGCAACCGUCUGCCUCAAGCAGCCGGCACCACGGCAGCAACAGCAUUGGGCAGGUCGCCCAGGCCAGUGUGAGUAGCAUCAAGCAACUAUUUGCCUCAAGCAGCCGGCAAAAGAGCAGCAGUAUCGGGCAGGUCACCCAGGCCAGUGUGAAUAGCACCAAGCAACUAUCUGCCUCAAGCAGCCGGCAACAGAGCAGCAGUGAGCUCCAAGACCAACCCAAUGAAUCCAUCAGUCAGAGCAAAGGCAACACUGGUAGUGUCCAGAUCACAUCUUCACCAAUGGACCACAAGGAGGUGACUGACCAUCAACAAGUAGCCCCAGUGGCGCUCAGUCACCAGGACAGCACCAGUGUUCCACGGAUACACCUGUGGGUGGAUACGCCGGUCGGCCCAGAGCCACACACCCGUGGUAAUGUCCACCAAGUGGAUACCACCACUGGCGAGGGUAAGAGGGUGGACACAGAAGCCCCUCCACCCCUGGCUCCUCUGACAAUCAGCUUCCAGGGGGAGAGCAGCUCGAGCUAUGAGCAGGUACCACUGGCAAGCUAUGGGAGCAUUAGCGAUUGGCAGGCUCCGUCACUAACCAGCCAAUACCACCAGACCGCUCGUAGCCAUCGCCAAGUCCCACCAAAUACCAAUCACAACUGGGUCAGGGUCGCCAGCCAUUUGUCUCCACCAACCAGCCUGCAUCAGUUGAGCAGCGACAGUGGCCACCACCUGUCUCCACCAAUCAGCCUGCACCAGGAGGUCAGCGAAAAAGGCCGCUACCGGUCUCCACCAAUCAGCCUGCAUCAGUUGAGCAGCGACAGCGGUCACCACCUGUCUCCACCAAUCAGCCUGCACCAGGAGGUCAGCGAAAAAGGCCGCUACCGGUCUCCACCAAUCAGCCGGCACCAAGUGAGCAGCGACCAUGACCAUCAACGGUCUCCACCAAUCAGCAGUCAACGAGAGUCCAAUGAAGAUGACUCGCAUCUGUCUCCACCAAUCAGCAGUCAACGAAAGACCAAUGAUGAUUGGUUGCGAUCUCCACCAAUCAGCAGCCAACGAGAGUCCAGUGAUGACUCGCAUCUGUCUCCACCAAUCAGCCUGCACCAGGUGAGCAGCCACAGAGACCGCCGCCUGUCUCCACCAAUCAGCAGCCAACGAGAGACCAAUGAUGAUGACUCGCAUCUGUCUCCACCAAUCAGCCUGCACCAGGUGAGCAGCCACAGAGACCGCCACCUGUCUACACCAAUCAGCAGCCAACGAGUGACCAAUGAUGAUGACUCGCAUCUGUCUCCACCAAUCAGCCUGCACCAGGUGAGCAGCCACAGAGACCGCCACUGGUCUACACCAAUCAGCAGCCAACGAGUGACCAAUGAUGAUGACUCGCAUCUGUCUCCACCAAUCAGCCUGCACCAGGUGAGCAGCCAUAGAGACCGCCACUGGUCUACACCAAUCAGCAGCCAACGAGUGACCAAUGAUGAUGACUCGCAUCUGUCUCCACCAAUCAGCCUGCACCAGGUGAGCAGCCAUAGAGACCGCCACUGGUCUACACCAAUCAGCAGCCAAGGAGAGACCAAUGAUAAUGAUUGGUCACGAUCUCCACCAAUCAGCCUCCAACGAAAGACCAAUGAUGAUGAUGAUGAUGAUGAUGAUAAACAGCUAACUCCACCAAUUGGUCGUGAGCAGAGCAAUGAGAAACAACAGCGAUUGGCUGCAGCAACAGGUCUCGACCGGGACAAAAAUGGAGAAGACCAGUUUAUGGUUUCAUUAAGGAGGAGCAGCAACACUGGUUGGCACGUGGAUACACAUCUCAUCCAGCCCACCCCCGACCGAGAGGGCAUACCCAUCAGAAUCGAGUACCACAGGAAGUCGUACACCACCAGAGCAUCAAUCAGUGCCGGCACGAUCCAUCCAACAUAUGACAGGACAGCAAUACCAGCCAGUGUCUGGAUGCACCGAGCUAUCAACCAAUCGGGGGCCAGAACCACACACCCAUCAUGACAGCUAUCAACACACACCCAGUGUAUCAACCCACCGUGUAUACAAAGUUACAUCAAUCAUUGCAGUUGAGGAUAAAAGAAAAUGGCCAAAUCUCUCUCUGUCUCAUUAUUAUGAGUUUAGUAAGCCCCUGUCCCACUUUCACGACGACCUCUGAUUGGCGACCUCUGCCGAGUUUGCCCUUGACUCAUACUCGCAGCAUGGUCGAUACGAGGUCGUAGGAGGUCUUUGUAACUCUUCCUCAUGCUCGUGAGUGGUCUCCGCGAACUCGUGGCCUCAAGUAGGUCGCGGCGUUUUUUUCCAGCCUGAUAAAAAAACGUCCACGAGUGAAGAAAUUGAUACUUUUUGCUCGUAGGGAGGUCGUGAUGGUAGUCGGAGGGUGGUAACUGGCCCGAGAAAAAAAAAAUGCAAAUAUGACCAUUUUAUCAUGUGAUCAUUUCCACUCAUCGCUAGUCGUAGUUUGCCUUAGGUUGAGGUGGGUCGUAGGAGGUCGUAGACAUAGUCAUAGGAGGCCGUAGAAUAGUCGUAGGAGGUCUUUUACUCUGGCGAGUCAACAUGACCGUGACAUUUUUUUUCAACUUGUCUAGAGUCUUCUAAACUCGUGGAUUAGGUCAUCCAAGUGGGACAGGCCCUUUACCUGGGCAUCAGCUAGUGGUUUGAGAGAUGGAUGGAUGGUUCACUAUAUCAUAUUAACAUGUCACUGUGAAAUUCUUUCUUUUGCAUACCAUACACAAAGUAUGCACAGAGUCGCCACAUAUAGAGCGCUGACACAGUUACGGUGUUCACUGUAGUCCCAAUGGUCCCUCUCUGUCCUCCAUGAGUGGUUUUGCAGAUAGUGAAGGCGGUUGCGGACGAUUGCAGCAGGAUCGGGAUCGAUUGGCCAGGUGGGCGGAGGAAUGGUUGAUGGCAUUUAAUACAGAUAAGUGUGAGGUGUUGAAUUUUGGGACAUUGAACAAGUACAGGACCUACACAGUAAACGGUAGGCCUCUGGGUAGUGUUGUAGAGCAGGUGGAUGUAGGAGUACAGGUGCAUGGAUCCUUGAAGGUCAUGCCAGGUAGAUAAGGUGGUCAAAAAGGCUUUUGGCACUUUGGCCUUCAUCAGUCAGAAUAUUGAGUAUAGAAGAUGGGAGGUCAUGUUACAGUUGUAUAAGACGUUGGUGAGACCGCAUUUAUAAUAUUGGGUUCAGUUCUGGGCACGGUGUUAUAGGAAUAAUGUUGUCAAACUUGAAAGGGUUCAGAAAAGAUUUACGAGGAUGUUGCUAGGACUAGAGGGUAUGAGCUAUAGGGAGAGGUUGCAUAGGCUGGGUCUCUAUUCCAUGAAGUGCAGGAGGGUGAGGGGAGAUCUUAUAGAGGUGUACAAAAUCAUGAGAGGAAUAGAUCGGGUAGAUGCACCGAGUCUUUUGCCUAGAGUAGGGGAAUUGAGGACCAGAGGACAUAUGUUCAAGGUGAAAGGGGAAAAGAUUUAAUAGGAAUCCGAGGGGUAACCUUUUCACACAAAGGGUGGUGGGUGUAGGGACCAAGCUUUCCAGAGGGGC